Dentiscutata heterogama is the source of this 404-nucleotide messenger RNA. Lineage: Eukaryota; Fungi; Glomeromycota; Glomeromycetes; Diversisporales; Gigasporaceae. The record is from the annotation of a GenBank genome assembly.
CUUCAAGGUUCAAAUGGCAACAAACUUUUGCUCAUGCACAAGCUAUUCAUAGCUCCUUUCUUGGAUAUGUUUGGUUUCAACUUGCAAUUGUAGGUAUAGACCUAUCAUUUAAUUCCGACGAAUUUAUUCCGCCUACCAUGUAUUUUCCAUGGUACUUUGUGAUUCCACCAUUAAUUUCAUAUACAAUGAUAAGAGUGAUUCGUUCAAAUUCUUGCGCAGCGGUAUUUUACGUGGCUAACUUAGCUUUAGUCGCAUUUUAUAUAUAUAACAUGGAACUUUGGAUUAAUUUUGGAUUUACAAUGUUAGAAUACGCUCGGAAUCCUGUUGAAGAAAAUAUAUAUAAAGAUGGUAAAAACAGGGAUUUUAAUCCGUCUAAACUGUCUGAACAGACAGAAUCUGUUUAG